GCGCAGUUAAGCACACUGAAAAACACCCCGGUGCUUUAUUCUGCAAAGCUAAGGCCAACACUUCCUCUCUUUCAAGGCCAUGAGGAAAUUCCCCUGGACUUCUAUGGAAGUAGGAUGUGCCAUCCCAUCCCUGCCAGCUCUCCCUCUGCCUGGCAGCGGUUUUCCCAGGAACAGCCAUCUGCUGCAUGUAACGAAAUAGUCUCUCUUAAAAGUCAACCUGUUCUGUAAGCAGACUCUCUACACUAAGGUCACACAACACUGAAGCUCCCAGCCAGCUUCUGAGCUCUGAGACAACGUGCACCACUUUAACGUCUUUUGUCUUAUAGCACGGAUGAAACCGCAGGCCUGGCCUGCUUGUAGAGCUUAAAGGAAGAGCACUUGGGUGCACAAAGCAGGGUCUACACUUUGAACAGGACCUGGACACAGUUUGACAGCAGAAUGUCCUGCUCUGCAGCUUGGCUUGAGCUGGAAUCACAUACAGACCUCAAGACUUCCCUGGAGUUGGCUGGUGACCUAAAUGACCAUGUGGGGGACUUGAGGGUAAAAUGAGCAGAAAGAGGAACAUUUUGCACAACACAAGAGUUACCCCAUUAGGGUGACCCCAUGUUGAUCCCACAGAUUCUGACUCCUCAGAAAUCAGAGGUGAAAAGCUCAGGAAAGCUGAAGUGUUGUCCCUCUUGAGAAACCCCACUGGCUUUCCUAACAUGGAAGACAAGAUGGAUGUAAGAGAUGUAUUUAAACCCCAGGAAGACAGUUCCUGCCUAAGGGGUUUGUCAGAGAAUGAGGAUGGUCUCACUCAUUUUAUGGCCAGGGUCACUGCUGGAGAAGCAGAGGAAUGCAGCAGCAGGGAGGUGGGUUCCUGCCCUGCAAAUGUGAUCACUUCUUACACAGACAACUGCUGCUGUCACAGGGAGGACUCUGUGUCUGCUCAGUCUCUGGCUGAUGUCCACGCGGGUGAUACCCCCUCUACACCUCUCCCCACUGAUACCCCCAUCUGUGAGCAGGCAGAUGCUCCUCCCACAGGAGACCACAGGUACUGUGCCAAAGAUGGCUCUGACAACCCUGCCACUGUUGGGGGGGGUUGUCCAGAGCAGAUUCCAAGCGUAUGUGAUGACUUUGAUGACGACCUGGAAUAUUUUGAAUGUUCAGACGUGCUGACAGUGCAGGAGGAUGAAAUCUGGAAAAAGAAACUACAAUUCUUAUUAGAAAGUGAUGAUGAAGAUGACUUAAAGCUGAGCAAGGAUUGUGAUGGGUGUGCUUACUUCCUCGGUGAAAUGCCUUGCCUGAUUCAAGUGUCAGAUGACACUACGCCUAUGGAUACCACCAUUGGCUUCUGUGGUCAUCACUCAAAACUCAAAGGAGUAAAUGUAAGGAGAGACCCCUCUACGUCCAGCCAGUCAACUCUGCAGCCAGAGAUGACUCUCACUGUUGGGCACCACCGGGACAGCAGUUCCAGCCUGCAGGACAAAGAGAAAAGUAAUGUGCCUGAAGCAUCCGCAGCCAUUGGAAAUGACCAUCCCAGGGCUGAAGAAGGAAAUAAUGGAAGUAGCCCCUCAGCUGCAGGAUUCCCAAGGGACACAUCAAAGCACAAGGAUAAUGUACCUGCUGAGACAGACUCUGCUGGUGGCAGAGGUGCUGCUCUGACAAAGCAGGCUCCAGACACCACGAUGGCAGAAAGCACGGACAAGGACUUGCUGGGGGCAAGCUCCUUGCUGCUGGAGGAGGAGGGAGGAGCCGUGCCAGAAGAAAACCCCAGGCGUGCUGUGUGCACCUUGACAGAGAGUCUGCGGAUAAACCUCUUCAAGUUCCUGAACCCCAAAGAGCUCUGCAGAUACGUAACUGCUAUAGGACAGUCUCUGCAGGCUGCAGCGGAGGUCAGGGAAUCCAGUGCUCUGGGUCAAGAAGGUGUCACUGCACCAGGGAGACCUGGGGAGGCAGAAAGCUCCCAGAUGCAGCCUGGUGUGUGUCCUGCAGAAGAGGGGGAAAGGAAAAGGACUUGGGGCCUGUCUGAGCACAACCAAAUGCCAGCUGAAACCGACCCACCCAGGAGUCAAGGUGCUGAUGUUCAGAUCUCUGCUCAGACCUGUGAAAGGCUGUGCAUGGAGCCCCAGAUGGAAAAGGAAGGCAUCUUUGGGACUCGUGAGAGUGCAGGAGCCAUCCAACCAGCUCCAGAAGUUCUCUGCACUGCAAGGACAUCACAAGCAAAGAGUGACAGUGUACAGACUGACUCUCAACACCAUGCUCACAGUGAGAAGGGAGGAAGUUGUCACCACCAAGUCUUCUGUGAGCAAGGAAUGAAUGUUGUUAGUGGUGGUGUUUCACCUUUCCCUCCACAGGACACGGGCUCUGCUCCUGACAAACAAGAAUGUUUGUGUGCUGUUCUCUCUUCUGCAAAGCUCUGUGAUGAGCCAAGGAAGGGAGGGCAACAGUGCAGCUUUGACUCACAUGGUAGCAAUGACACAGAUACUUUUUGCAGUCUCUCCUCUGAUGAAUCUGUGCUUGAAGCUCAGACCAAGUCAGGCCUGGAAUGUGGAGAACCUGCGUGCAGAGGAGAUGCUGAUGUAUCUACAGUGCAUGACAAGCUGUGGCAGCUUCUUCAUGAAGAUGAGGAGUUGGACUGUCAAAUCCCAUGUGAAACCAGGGGCAUCACAAGUUUAGAAAUCAGGCUGGCAGGUACCAAAGUCCCAGAAUUGCGCUGUGCACAGAAGAUCUCUUCUGAUCCUCCUUUGCCAGAGGAGCAGGAACUUGUUACACAGCCAGAUAGUAGACAAAGAACAGAGGAAGGUGUCUGCACCGACUCUAAUAUCCUACUUAAAGCAGAUGGAGAGUCCAUAGGAAACACUUGUCUUGCAAAAGUGGUAGAAGCAGAUGGUGUGUGUCUAGAUUCUAACACUGGAAAUAAACCAGAAGCAGCACCAUCCAUUUGUGUUACAGCAAAUAGCAUCAUCUUAAAUCCAGGGGAGUGCUUGGAGCAGGAGCCAAAUCCCAUGUUACCUAACAGCAGCGGAUCCAUUCAGAUGGCUGUUGGUGGGGAAGGAGAGCUUCCCAUUAGUCAUGCUUCCCAAGCAUGUGAUACAGGUUCUCCUGGAAGAUUAAAGGGUGCUCAGAGUGGCGAUCGUGACAAAGAAACUCCAGAUAAGUCACACGGGACAGUUGGUCAGUUACUUCCCACUGAGCACAACAUAGCCUUGAUGGAUGAGACUGGAACUGGUGAAAGGUGUAAUUUUAGAGACUGUUACCCAGCAAGGGAAGAGCUGCCUGAUUUCCCUGAGGAUAAAGCCUUUUUCCCCAGUGGAAACCCCAACCAGCUGCCACCUGAGGAACCCUCUUCUGUCAACACCUUACCUGAAAGUUAUGGAGUGGGUUCACCAGAGAAAGGAAACCACUCAGCCCUGAAUGCCCAGAGCAACACUGAUCCUGACAGUGAUCUCCCUUCAGGGAAUGACUGUCACGAUUCCCAAGUUAUUUCUAAUGCACAGGAAAAUGUUACUGUAAUUGAGACUCCUGAAAGCAUCACACAUAAGAAUCCACCCCAAACCGCAGACCAACUGCCAGAAGUAGAAACCCAAGGAGUGGCAUUCACCCCCUCUCCUGGGGAUGCGGUUUUAAGGGAUUUGAGCUUAGAAUUGUGUAAAGCAGGAGGAGAACAGAGGCAGAUUGGCAGGGCUGGAGCUCCCUGUGCCUCAGGAGCUGGGCAUGCCUCAAGGAGCCAGGCUGCAGCUGCCCCUCGCAGUACAGCAGAACAUCUGGGCUUUGGUAACAGCCCCUUCAAGUCUGAUGGAGAAUUAAAAGCUGAGCCCGUCAAGUGGAAACACAGCACAGCAAAGAGUGGGCACGUAGCUGCUGGGGCUAAGAAGAAGUUACCUCCAGCGUCACUGUCCAAAAAGCCCCGUCUGGAGGAGAGAGGAGAUGCCUGCAGCAAUCCUGCCCUUGCCACAAAGCCUGUGAGGAAUGAGGCAGGAGUGAGUCAGAGGGAAGAUAGAAACGAGCAAAGGAAACUCACUGUGAAGAAGGAGAGCAAAGCUCCCAAGCUGCUGAAGGGAAUCCAGGCAGAACUCUUCCCUGACUGCUCUGGGAAUAUUAAGCUGUGCUGUCAGUUUGGUGACAUUCACAGUGACUCCACUAUUACCUGGACUAAAGAUUCCAAGUUACUGGCUCGGCUGCAGAGGAGUGCCCAGGAUGACUCUCCUGUCUCAUUGGCAAUAGCUAAAGCCAGUAACAAAGACCAGGGAAUGUAUUACUGCUGCUUGAACAAUAUGUAUGGGAAGGUGACUGCUGAGUUUAAUCUGACUUCAGAAGUAUUGGAACAUCUCUCAAGUUUCCAGAGCUGUGAAGGUAUGGAGGAAAUUGAGUUCAUGCAGCUCAUGUUCAGAGAGGAUUUCAUCAGUGACAGCUAUUUUGGAGGGAACCUGCGUGGAGUGAUAGCCACAGAAGAGCUUCACUUUGGAGAAGGCAUGCACAGGAAAGCCUUCCGAAGCAGAGUGAUGCAGGGGCUUGUGCCAGUGUUCAGCCCUGGGCACCCCUGUGUGCUCAAAGUGCACAAUGCCAUCACCUAUGGGACCAAGAGUCAGGAUGAUCUGGUGGAAAAGAACUACAACCUUGCACUGCAGGAGUGCUAUGUCCAGAAUACUGCAAGAGAAUAUGCAAAGAUCUAUGCAGCUGAAGCUGAACCCUUGGAAGGCUUUGGAGAAGUACCAGAGAUCAUUCCUAUUUUCCUUGUCCAUCGCCCUGCCAACAACAUCCCCUACGCGACAGUGGAGGAGGAGCUGGUUGGGGAGUUUGUGAAGUACUCCGUCAGGGAUGGCAAGGAAGUGAACUUCCUGAGGAGGGACUCCGAGGCUGGCCAGAAGUGCUGCACCUUCCAGCACUGGGUCUAUGAGAAGACCAAUGGGAGCUUGCUUGUCACUGACCUGCAAGGUGUAGGAAUGAAGUUAACCGACGUUGGCAUAGCAACACUGGCCAAAGGAGUCCUGUUUCUGACACCUGCCUCAGAAACCAGGCUCCCUUGGCUUCAACAACUGACUGAACCACCAGUACCCAUCAUCCAAGGCUUCAGUUUCCCAGAUGGUCAGACCUGCAAACCCACCACAUGUCCAGCUCCUGAUGAAGUGAAGGUCUUAGUAAGAGCUAGUUGUACAUCACUGAGAGAGCAUUAGCAGAGAGGGAAGGGCACUGAAGGUUAAAGCCAAAACCUUGCGUUGGUAAGGUUGAGAUAUGACAGAAACCAGAUCCAGAGCAGUGUAUUUGUCAUGAUGUGUCUUGGGUUUAUGUUGUAUUGCACUUCAGUCUGUCAGGGUAAUGAAACACGCACAGCAAAUGGCAGAAAGGAAAUUGAGGGGAAAAAAGGCAGAUGCAUUUGAGCAAGAAGAAAUUGAAUUUGAACAGGGCUCUCAAUCAAAAGCUGGGCAAAUAAUCAGUGGAAUCAUGAAGAGAUGAUUUAUCUUUGGGAUCCUUGUGUUGGAGAUGCUGGAAACAGGAGCAGUUCCUGUUGGGUUGCCAUAGCAAACCCCCGGUGCCUUUCUCCUGAUGGUAUUAUGUAGAAGUGUCAGUGACUGGGGUUUAUGUGGAGUCAACCCUGGAAUGAAAGGAAAGCAGGAAAUUCAGCCUCCCAUUCAGCUGGAUUUAAAGUCCUCAAGAUUGCUGAAGCAAAGGGGUUGGGCAGGUUUUUGAAGGCAUUUCAGCCUUUUGUGAUGGCCAGUAGGUUUUUGGUGCCCAAAUACUCAUUGAGUAUAGCUAGAACUGUCAUUCUCAUGUGCACAAGUGCUCUGCUGUGCUGUCCCUAAAUCAUGUCCUAAUAUACGUCAUGGAUUUGGCGUCAUUAACAUCUACAAGCUGGAAGGUCUGUCUGUGCUGGCGUUGUGUGAAGUGGAUGAAGUAUAGUCAAAAGCAGGGCACAAAGAGGGAAUGUUCCAGUGUCAGUGGGUGCCUGAUCCUGGCUUGGGCACUCCUGUGUUCUUUCUAGUCUAUUUUUUUUUCCCUAGCUACAGCCUGGAAUCCCUUUUGCACCGGAAUUCCAACCACAAUUUCCCACGGCACUGGAUGCUAUUUAUUUUUAACUAGAUAUAAAUUGUUUGGCUAUUCAUGUGCAACAAACCAGAAGGCAUCACCUCUGUACAGGUCCCUGAGCUGCACAUCACUUGGGUUUUCAAGUGCAUUUGCUGUAAGCACUACUAUUUGCUUCUCCUUAAGCUGCUUUGGCAGCAUCUGCAAAUCAGGUAUUUGUCCAGCUGGACCUUCAGCUGGGAUGGUUGCUGUGAUUAAUGACAGCCAGAAAAGGAAUCCAUUGGGAUAGUGUAGGACUUUUCCCUUGUCGGGAUAUGAAGCAACCAGGUUCCAGGGCUGGAAUUAGAAACGAAACCUCUAUUCAUUACUUCCUGCAGCGUCUCCUGUGGGUGGCUAUGGAGUAGUGUGGCUGUGUAGGUAUUGAUCUGGGAUUUGAACAUGCUGGUAUGGGGGUUGGUUGCUUGUUUCUCAAGGGCAACAAACCCUUACUAGCCACAUGCAAAUGGCACACAGUAAGGAUGUGUAUGUCAAGGUGGGUUUUGAUUGCAGUCUUUUGUUGUAAAGAGAGCUGGUUAAUCUGAUGUUUCAGCAUCACCCGGAGCUUGCUCCCUUAUAGCCCGAAGAUGUUUGCUCAUGUCAGUCAGCAACACAGCUGAGUUACUCCAGCACAAUAGUAGCUGCUAGAGUCAAGUAAUCAGAGUCAUUUAGGGGGCUGGUGUCUCUAAGAAGCUAUGUGGCAGCAUUAGUGAGCUCUCGUAACUUGAUUAAUAGCAGGUAUUCCCAUCUAUUGGGAAGCUGAACAGGAUUUUGGAUGGUGUUUCUGGGUCAUAGCAAGAGAUUCCUUUAUUCUCAGUUGCCUUGGCAGCCCUUGUUCCUCUUCUCCCCUGGGCUCCUGGACACUUGCUGAAGCAGAUGG
This is a messenger RNA of Pezoporus occidentalis (night parrot), 6919 nucleotides long. RefSeq names its product alpha kinase 2 (gene ALPK2). The transcript is spliced from 11 exons. The record is from RefSeq and is a predicted model, not a curated record. The coding region runs from base 705 to 5156 and encodes 1483 amino acids. Gene Ontology annotation, biological process: protein phosphorylation. NCBI's taxonomy places the organism in Eukaryota, Metazoa, Chordata, Aves, Psittaciformes, Psittacidae. Gene Ontology annotation, molecular function: ATP binding; protein serine/threonine kinase activity.